AUACAGGAAGCAUAAAGCUGCAGUAAAUCUAGCAAUUCAACGGCAGUUCGACGAGUAAGUCAGUAAAGCCAUUGCUUUACACCGCAGGGGGGCCCCCAGGAAAAUGCUUCCGGCCGUGACAGUGGGGCUCAUGCUCGUGUCUUUGACCUGUGGAGAAAAUCCUGCAGUGCAAGUCGUUCUGACCAACAAAGGACUUCAGUACGGAAAGCAUGUCGGCACGGGAUGGAUUCAGGAAAAGUUGGAGUCUGUAACUCUCCCUGACAUCAGCGGGAAAUUACGCAUCGGCAUCAUUGGCAACAUAGACUACACACUGUCAGGCAUCAGUGUUACAAAGUGCGACCUUCCUGAGCCUUCUGUCGAGUUCUAUCAGAGCACCACAGGAUUCAAGACAUCCGUCUCAGGCCUCAGCGUCGCACUAACCGGCGAGUGGAGGGCACACUAUGGAAUCAUACAUACCAGUGGGACAGUCAGCCUGGCUAUAUUCAAUGUGGAUGUGACCUCUGUUGUGAAGUUGGGGAACGACACCAACAGGCACCUGUCGGUCAGCAGCGUCAGCUGUAAUGCUGCGGUCGGAGGUGUGGACAUACAGGUCCAUGGAGGACCCAGCUGGAUCGUCAAGAAAGUGGUGGCUCAUUUCAAGGGGAAGAUCGCAGGUGACAUAAGGGACAGGAUCUGCCCAAACGUGGAGGAAUCCAUUGCAGUCUUGGAGCAGCACCUACAGGCCAUGAACGUUUCCUUUGACGUGAAUCAAGUCGUCACUCUUGACCUCCCUCUCACCGGCUUACCUAUUGUUGAUGCUUCAAGUCUGAAUCUGGGUCUCAAGGGAGAGUUUUACAGCAUCAAAUCUCCGACAGAGCCGCCCUUUCAGGCCAAGCCGUUCACGGUGCCCGAGCAGCCGGGCCGCAUGCUGUCAGUGGGCCUGUCUGAAUUCACCCUGAACUCCGCCUCAUAUGGUUACUACUCAGCUGGAGCGUUGCAGGCCGUCAUCAAUGACAGCAUGUUACCUAAAUUCUCUCCAGUGCACCUAAAUACCAGUUCAAUGGGGCCGUACGUUCCUGGGCUUCCUAAGAUGUUUCCAGGCCUGCUGAUGAGUCUGCAGGUUUAUGCCAGAGAGGUUCCCCUGUUCUCUUUCCUGCCUGGCGCCGUCUAUCUGGACCUGAGGGGCGCCGUCAAGGCUUUCGCCAUCCAGCCAAACGGUACCCAGACCCCACUGUUCAAGCUCAACGUUGACUCACUAUUCAGCAGUAAAGUGUGGAUCGCUGACGGCCAACUGAAGGGCUCCAUGGCGCUGAACAACCUCACGGUGACGCUGGUCUCGAGCGAAGUGGGAACCGUUAAGACUGACGCUAUCCAGAACAUUUUGUGGAAGGCGUCGAGCUUUGCCAUGAUUCAAGUGAACCGGAUCCUGGCUAAAGGUGUCACUUUACCCAGAAUGAAACAGGCAGAGCUGGUCAACACAGUUCUGGAGGUGGAUAAGGGGUUUAUAGCCGUCUUCUCAGACGCUCAGGUGCUGAUGACUGACUGACCGGCCUGAUCAGCCAUGGACGCUCUUCAUCACAGCUUGAAUUCAUCAGCUUCAAACCAGUGUGUGACAAAAGCACUUACAGGAGCCUUGCUAUGCACGUGAUCAAUAUUUCUGUACUCGGAAUUUACACAUCUACAGCUCAUCAGGUCAGCAGUGAUCACGCCUGCAGCUCAGCUUUAUAAAUGCAUAUAAAGUGGAGGUGCACAGCCUAAAACCUGAUCUUUUUUUUUUUUUUUCCACUAGAUGAUGUAAAAAACAAUAAAUAUGUUUUGAUUACA
This is a messenger RNA of Acanthopagrus latus (yellowfin seabream), 1803 nucleotides long. RefSeq names its product BPI fold containing family C, like (gene bpifcl). The record is from RefSeq and is a predicted model, not a curated record. The coding region runs from base 104 to 1525 and encodes 473 amino acids. The transcript has 15 exons. NCBI's taxonomy places the organism in Eukaryota, Metazoa, Chordata, Actinopteri, Spariformes, Sparidae. Gene Ontology annotation, molecular function: lipid binding.